AUGUCACGUGGCGAUACCCAGUUGCGGUCAGGCUCCGCGCCAAAUUGCUGGGUGGAUGAGGGCCUGUCUACUCAAGCACCCAAAAAUGACUCCUUUGCACACCUCAUUCGGGCUCGAGAGGAGCAACAAAAGCGCAUCCGCGACGCAUUGGAGGAGCAGAACCGUCAACUACGUGCGCGCCUUGCCUCUGAAGAGGCCAAUCAAGGUGAUCCUACAUCUGCUAGCUCUACAGCCGCCGUCUGUCGCUGGUCAUCGCGUUCUCCAUCUAAGCAGCCGACAGUGCCAGUUGAGGAGUUUAUUACCUUCGUGACGGAGAUGAAGCAUCUUAUUAACUACGCCCAAGAAGCGGACCUGGUGGCUCUUCAUGCACUUCAAGACCAGGUGGAUUUUCAAAAACGUGAUCUUAUUCAGCGGAUAGCAGAACUAGAGGCGCAGAUGAUUGCCAUUCAGCGGCGGGAGGAGUUUGGAUACGCUUCUGGCGGCAACCCCUUUGCACUCAUGUCACACUCCAGUGCGAGAAUGCAUGAAGGCAAGCCAGCACUAGAGUAUGUGUUACAUGAGCUGGAAAAUGUGCGUCGUACAGCGGAGGAGGCAAUGCAGCGUGCACGUAAAAUAGAUGAGACUUUGGAGAGGCAACAAAUAUCUUCUUGUGUAUUUGAGAGGGAUCUAAAUGCACUAGAAACAAAAAUGGUAGAUUUUGAGUCCUUGCCCACUCUUUUCAGGCAAGAAGCUAUGAUGCUGGAGGAACGCUAUGUGGAAUUUACCCACCGAGUGCAAGAGGAGAUUGCGCAGAGGCAGGAACAGCCGCCACUAUCCUUUGAAGGCAACGCUGAUCCUAUACGGCUACUGCAGGAGCAAUUGCAGGCGGUGGAGCGUGCUGUAGUUGAAAUAGGUCAACGAGACACUGUUGCAGCCAACGAUCAUGUAAAUGGUGACAUAAAAGGCCUUGUGUCCGGCUUCGUCAACGCAAAAGUGCAGGAAAUUAAAGAGGCGGCUGAAAGCUCUCUUUGGGCAGAGCUGCAGGAGUUUCACAAAGUCGCAUCCAACAGUGCCGGAGUCGACCCAACCUUCUCGCCCGGAGAAGGGGUUCCGUUGGGUUUGAACAGGCUGGACGAUACCACAACGAGCCUUCUGGAGGAUUUGGCUGAGAGGGUGCGAUAUCUGGAGACAACGUUGCAUGCCGUAACGAAGCUUGAUUCCACGGAACAACCUUCAUCGGAAGAAGAAAUUGUUGAACCGCCGACAAAUAUGUUGAAGAGUGCUGCUAUCAUAGUUGAGAGAGCUAUUGCACGCAGCGCAACUUCAUUCGUUGACACUGCUAUCUUGGACACCAGAGAACUUGUGGAACGUCUGGAGAGGAUCGAAACACAAAUGAACGCCCUCCAAGACAGGCUGAACUACUUUACUACCAAGCUGGAUACCUGCAAUACAGAGCAUAAGAUGCCUACUGGGCAGUGUGUGCCUACAACAGACAGAGGCGUUCAGUGUUCACCUAUUGUGGAAAGUGACGGUAAUCAUGUGGUCAUUUCCAUCAAAGGCCGACCUACUCAAGAAGGCGUUAACCGCCAAAUACAGGGUGAGCUUGAGCUCGCGGCGCUUGGGCUGCACACUGGGGCUGUGGAGCAGCAUGGUAUGUCACACAAUGUAGAUACAACAACUACUCCGAAUGGAGGACAAUCUGUGGACGAGAAUAUUUCAAUGACUCCUCCUCCUGAUUACGCGGCAAUGUUGUAUACACGCAGAAGGAAACCAGCGACGAGAGAAGAGACCAGAAUAAUAUCAUUUGGCCCAUUCAAAGCGCCUCACGUGACAAUUACCCCAGAGAGUCUUUCAAAGACGAUUACAGGAAUACAUGAGCAAAAACGGCACAAAGAGGAUACCGUGAAGAGGGUUAUUGCCGCUCUACGCGAUGUUCAACAGCAAUUUUCAAAGUUGUCUGAAAUAGAGUCACCCGCCCAACGCAAAUGCACACGGCAAACUGGGUGCGAGCGCACAACAUCCAGUACACAAGAGGACUCAGACCCCCUCUUGGAGACAAUAGUAAGCCAGAAGGAGGCCAUACAUUUUAAGGAGAAACAGUUGAUGAACCUGCGCAACAAGCUUUGGCGCGAAAUCGCACAGCUUGAAGAGGAUGAGCGGGAACUCUUAGCGUAA
This is a messenger RNA of Trypanosoma rangeli, 2154 nucleotides long. RefSeq lists its product as uncharacterized. The transcript has a single exon. Lineage: Eukaryota; Euglenozoa; Kinetoplastea; Trypanosomatida; Trypanosomatidae. The record is from RefSeq and is a predicted model, not a curated record. Bases 1 to 2154 code for a protein of 717 amino acids.